AGUUCAGUAGACAGUAGCGGUCGAGCAGUGAUUCGGUGCGGUCGCUUUUGUCGUCGUUAUCCGCGUAGAAGUUGUUGGUGUAACGAACGUCGUCACGUUUCGCUAAUAGAAAAAAGUGUAUGUCGACGAUAGACUGACUGCUAUAACGGGAUUUUCUCGCUUCGUUCCGCGUCCCAUCUGAGUAGGCUUGGCGCCAAGGCCAAGGCCUACUACUGGUUACCACUGGACUACGGCUUAGUGUUAGGUGAAAACUCGAACGGAUUUAGUAGUAACAGGACGGCUCCAACCAAGGCAGCAGAGUUCAAUCCCAGCAGGCGAGCUUCAGCAGACCCAACUCCGAGCCUCAGCCUCAACGAAGGAGGCGGCGGCGGUUUGUAUUUGAGGGAGCACAAUGACGGCAACAGCGAUAGAUUACGACUACCUUAUCAAGUUUCUGACCAUCGGCGACUCGGGCGUUGGAAAGACGAGCUUCCUCUAUCAGUACACAGACGGCGUGUUUCACACCAAGUUCAUCUCGACGGUGGGGAUUGAUUUCCGCGAGAAACGUGUCUUGUACAACUCGAACGGCAUCAACCACCGGAUACACCUGCAGCUAUGGGACACGGCCGGUCAGGAGCGCUUCCGAAGUCUGACCACCGCUUUCUACCGGGACUCGAUGGGCUUCAUCCUGAUCUUCGACAUCACCAACGAGCAGAGCUUCCUGGAUGUGCAAAGUUGGAUGGAACAGCUGAAGCAGCACGCCUACUGCGAAGACCCGGACAUUGUGCUGUGCGGAAACAAGGCCGACUUGGAUCACAAACGGGUCAUCAGCGAAACGAGGGCCCAAUGCUUGGCGGAUAAGUACCAAAUCGAUUACAUUGAGACGAGUGCUUUUACGGGGCACAAUGUGGCCGCCGCUGUGGAAUUGCUGCUGGAGAAGGUCAUGAAACGGAUCGAAACCAUAGUGCUGAGUUCGACGAUACAGGCCCGGAGGGGCGUUCCGAAGUUGUUUGUGGAUACGAAGAAUCCGCCGGUCAAGCUGGAAGGCGCGAAUGGGACGGAGAAACCUUCCGGAUGCCGGUGUUAGACCGUGGAAUUUUUACAGUAGGAACAACUUUUGUGAAUCUCUCAAGGAACGAAUCCUAGACAAAUUUUGACUUUUGAAAGAUAACCUUUUAUACGAGAAACUCUCCACUGGCGAUUGCCGGGGUCGAAGAUCGUUUUUGUUAGACACUUUGCGUGCAAAUUGUUAUAAAACAGGUAAAUGUUGGCGUUAUAUUUGUUCGUGAAACGAGAACCAAAGCCAAAGUUCGAAUUCGAAGUCGAAUAAUAUUGUAGUUGAUGUUUGUAUUGUGACAACACGUUUGUCGAACCGUUAGGAAGAAAGCCAAACACAAAUUGUGAAUACGACAAUAUGCAUUUGAAAAAUGACGAGCCGAAACCAGUAUUUGAAUGUUGACUCCGUAGUUGAAUGUAUAUUGAGAUAUGAGAAAUGUUGCUAAAUACGAUAUCUGUCAGAUUUUA
Aedes aegypti (yellow fever mosquito) is the source of this 1503-nucleotide messenger RNA. RefSeq names its product ras-related protein Rab-27A (gene Rab27). The record is from RefSeq and is a predicted model, not a curated record. Gene Ontology annotation, molecular function: GTPase activity; GTP binding. Lineage: Eukaryota; Metazoa; Arthropoda; Insecta; Diptera; Culicidae. Bases 392 to 1066 code for a protein of 224 amino acids. The transcript is spliced from 3 exons. Gene Ontology annotation, cellular component: secretory granule; melanosome. Gene Ontology annotation, biological process: positive regulation of exocytosis; melanosome transport.